AUGCUCAUGGCGUUCUCUACUGGCGUGGUGCCAGAGUCCCUGUGGUACUGCUCCGACUUCAGACUGGCGGCUUCACUUGUGAUCAUCCAGCCAUCGUCGGGGCGCGUGGUUCUAGUUCACGAUACGGCGAAGAACUAUUGGUUUCUGCCUCGUGGAAGAAAGGAUGUAGGAGAGUCGCUCGAGGAGGCGGCUCUGCGAGAGGGCUACGAAGAGAGUGGAUACCGAGCAACGUUCUUGCCUCUCCUCCUUCCAAGCGGCGCUCCCAUUCCGCCUGAUGCCCGCGCCGGGGAUGAUGGACUUCGGACGGAGCCCAUAUACAUUCGCGCCAUGGGUAUACCCAGCGUCGUUGAUAGAUCCAACCGCAUUCGUUCGCGCGGAGAGGAGUACAUCGUCUUCUUUUACGUGGGCCAGAUCCCCGCUGAUGCUAUCCGGGAAGAGGGUACCGGUAUGGCCGAUGAACAGGCUUACGUGGGAAAACUAGUAACGCCCGAGGAAGCGAGAGAGCAUCUUGCGUACGAUCCGUUUCUACAGACGGUGGUCACAGUCGCUCUAGACAGGUGGCGCGCAACCGAACGCCAUGCGUCUGGACAGAACAGUGAGAUCGAGGACAGGACUGGUACCAGCAUACGCCAGACCAGCGACACGACAGACGCUCCAGCGGAGACGGUAUCCGUAGGCGCUGCUUCAAGACCUGCCUCACAAGGCCGAUUCUCCAACUGGUUUCGGCGGCAGUCCGGCUCAGGCGGUUAG
Messenger RNA from Peniophora sp. CBMAI 1063, 750 nucleotides. Lineage: Eukaryota; Fungi; Basidiomycota; Agaricomycetes; Russulales; Peniophoraceae. The record is from the annotation of a GenBank genome assembly.